Nematostella vectensis (starlet sea anemone) is the source of this 4739-nucleotide messenger RNA. RefSeq names its product vigilin-like. Gene Ontology annotation, molecular function: mRNA binding. Gene Ontology annotation, cellular component: cytoplasm; nucleus. The record is from RefSeq and is a predicted model, not a curated record. The coding region runs from base 221 to 4102 and encodes 1293 amino acids. The transcript has 21 exons. Lineage: Eukaryota; Metazoa; Cnidaria; Anthozoa; Actiniaria; Edwardsiidae.
UGGACUUCACUUGUUCUUUCUACGCGAGAAGAAGACUUACGAAGAGAGGCACAGCGCUUCUUUCUUUACUUCUCCCAGGAUCAAAAUUCCCCAAAAGUGAAGUUACUUCACCACCGUGGCUUGCUAACAAAGGAAUUUAAUCCCGGGACUGAUUUUAUCGGCACAGUCGCCAUUGCAAGACAGUGGGGCUGUAGAACCUGACCGGAAAACGGACGAGAGUAUGGAUAUCUUAAACGGUAGUGCAUCGGUCGACCCUAUGUUUCCCGGAGGUUCCGUCUACAGCGACGGUGGUUAUAUACCUCCUCAAGAAAUUCCUACUGAAUAUCAAGAAACCAUGGUGAACGACGAUGCAUUGGACACCGAAGGAUAUCAACCAACUUAUGCCGAGGCCUUUCCCCCGCUUCCUUGUGCUCCGAGCACCGAUCAAAACCAAGCAAAUUCAAACCCGGCCGCAAAAUGGCGUACCCACGGAACAGGUCACAUUCGAUCCACUACGGUAACCCAGGUGUUCAGAGUUCCAUUAGAAGAGCGCCGCUACAAGCUUUUCCAUGAGGCGACAUUUGGAGAUGAGCGCCAACAUAGUAUCUGUAGGGACAUCAUGGCGAAGACUGGAGCAUCCAUCGAGGUCAGCUUGGGAAAGGAUUUGAGCCUAACGAUCAUGGUGACUGGGAAGCCUGAUACUGUGGCCAAGGCAAGGCGUCUGGUACUGUCCCAGCUACAGACUCAGGCCCAGAUUGAGAUCCAGAUUCCUCGUGAACACCACAAGUUUAUCCUCGGCAAAGGCGGCAAAACCCUUCAGACCAUGGAACUUUCCACCGCUACCAAGAUCACUAUGCCACGCGACGGCUCUGACACCAUCAAGAUCAUUGGCACCAAGGAGGGCGUGGACCGUGCUCGUCAUGAAAUUCAACUCAUCUCUGACCAGCAGGCUAAGCUUGCAUUUGAACGCCUGGCUAUUCCUAAGACCUUCCACCCCUUCAUCUCUGGGCCCAAUAAUGAGACUGCCAACAGGAUCAAGGAACAAACUGGAGCUGCCAUUAACAUUCCUCCUCCCUCUGUAAACAAAGAUGAAUUGACUGUUGCUGGAGAGAAAGACGGUGUUGCCCAGGCCAAGGCGAUGAUAUUAGAGAUUUAUGAGGACAAGAAACGCAAGACCACAACUGUAUCCAUCGAAGUGAGAAAGUCUCAGCACAAGUAUAUUGUCGGGCCAAGGGGGGGAACUAUCCACGAGAUUCUUGAAUUGACUGGAGUCUCUGUGGAAAUGCCACCAUCAGACAGUGACUCAGAGACCAUCACCCUCCGUGGUGAGCAAGACAAACUCGGUGUUGCCCUCACUCAGGUCUAUGAGAAAGCCAACAGUGUAGUUUUUGCUGAGGUAGCCGCCCCACGUUGGCUACACAGGUUUAUCAUUGGACGGCGUGGACAGAAUAUCCGGAAAGUGACCCAGGACUUACCCAAGGUCCAUGUUGAAUUCAGUGAUGAAAAAGACAGCAUCACCUUAGAAGGCCCCCCAGAGCAGGUUGAGAGUGCCCGAGAGUCACUUGAAGCCUUCAUCAGAGAGCUGAUUGUCUCCAUGGCCUUUGCUGAAUGCAAUGUGGACCAGAAAUACCAUCCACACAUAAUUGGCAAAAACGGUGCCAAUGUGAACCGAAUCAAGACAGAGACUGGAACAUCCAUCAUUAUCCCAUCCAACACAGAAAAAAGCAACACAAUCCGAAUUGAGGGAUCUCCCCAAGGAGUAGAGGUGGCUAAGAAUGAGAUCAUGCAAAUGGUAAAAAAACUGGAAAACGAAAAAACAAGAGAUGUGCUGAUUAACCACCGCUUCCAUCGAACCAUCAUCGGCGCCAAGGGUGAAAAGAUCAAGGAGGUGCGUGACAAGUACCCUGAGGUCCAGAUAUCUUUCCCUGAUCCAUCCAAGAAGACAGAUGUGGUGUCCCUCCGAGGACCGAGGGAGGACGUCGACAAGGUCCACGCUUAUCUCAAGAAACUCAAUGCUGAGCUGGUCGCUGCCAAUUAUUGCAUUGACGUUCCAAUCUUCAAGCAAUUCCACAAGAAUGUGAUUGGCCGAGGUGGCACCACCAUCAAGAAGAUACGUGAGGAGACUGACACUAAAAUCGAGCUGCCUGCUGAAGGAAGCGACAGUGACGUUAUCAUCAUCACCGGUCACAAGGCCCAAGUGGAGGCGGCCCGUGAGAAGAUCCUUGCCAUUCAAAAUGAGCUGGCUAAUGUGACCCAGCUUGAGGUACACAUCCCCGCCAAGUUCCACAACUCCAUCAUUGGCGCUAAGGGCCGUCUCAUCCGUUCGGUCAUGGAGGACUGUGGCGGAGUGAGUAUUAAAUUCCCACCUGAGGGCAGCAACAGCGACAAGGUUCUGAUCCGUGGACCCAAGGAUGACGUGGAGAAGGCCAAAAAACAGCUAUUGGAGCUUACCAAUGAGAAGGAGCUUGGUAGCUACACUGUCGAGAUCCGUGCCAAGCCUGAACACCACCGCUUCCUGAUUGGACGAGGAGGGGCCUCUAUCCGUAAGGUGCGCGAGAAUACAGGGGCUCGCAUCGUGUUCCCUGCCGCUAAGGACGAGGACAAGGAGCUGAUCACAAUAAUCGGCAAGCAGGAGGCAGUGGAGGCAGCCAAGGAUGAGCUGCUCAAGUCCAUCAAAGACUUGGACAACAUCUGUGAAGGCGAAGUCCACGUUGACCCCAAAUGGCACCGCCACUUCGUCGCGAAGCGUGGCGAGGUCCUGCAGGAGAUUGCUGCCGAGUUCGGGGGCGUGGUCGUCAGCUUCCCCCGCAAUGGGGUCAACUCUGACCGUGUGGUGUUGAAGGGGGCCAAGGAGUGUGUGGAAGGAGCCAGGCAGCGUGUCAUGGAGAUCGUGCAGGAGUUGGAGUCCAUGGUCACCAUCGAGUGCGUCAUCCCGCAGGAGUUCCACCGCAACAUCAUGGGCGCCAAGGGCGCCAACGUGCAGGAGGUCACAGCAAGACACAAAGUCCAGAUCAAAUUUCCUGAUCGUAGCCCUGCCGGAGAGGAACCUGUGGUGAACGGUGACGGAGAGCACCUGGACCCUGAAGCCCCCAUCAGCCCCCGCAAGCGUGACAUCAUCAUCAUUACAGGCAAGAAGGAGAGCGCUGAGGCCGCCAAGAUCGAUCUAUUGGACCUGGUCCCCGUGACUGAGCAGAUGCAUAUCCCGUUUGACUACCAUCGCUUCGUGAUCGGUCCCAAGGGGUCCAACGUGCGCAAGAUGAUGGACGAGUUCAGCGUGAACAUUUCUAUCCCGCCCGCUAAGGACGAGUCGGACAGUGUGUCCGUGAUCGGACCACGGGCCAACGUGGAGCGUGCCAUGAAAGCCUUGGAGGCCAAGGUGGCGGAGAUCGAGGCCGAGAAUGAAGACAGGGCCCUGCGCAGCUUCAAGAUGGACGUAAAGGUAGACCGCCAAUACCACCCUAAGAUCAUCGGACGCAAGGGUCAAGUCAUCACCAACAUCCGCAAGCAGUAUGACGUCAACAUCCAGUUCCCGCCCCAGGACGCCCCCGAGGAGAGCGCUGACGUGAUCGGGCUGACAGGCUACCAGCACAGCUGCGAGGCAGCCCGGGACGCAAUCCUCAAGAUCGUCAAGGAACUGGAAGAUCAAGUCAGCGUUGAACUGACCAUCGACCCUCGCAUCCACCGCCGGCUGAUCGGAGCCAAGGGCCGCGCCGUGCGUAAGCUGAUGGAACAGUACAAGGUUGACAUCCGCUUCCCACGCCAGAACGCCAACGACCCGGUCGUCAUCUCCGGUCAAGAGCAGGAUGUAGAGGAGGCGAAAGAACAGCUGCUGCUACUGGAAGAGGAAUACAUGCAAAGUGUGAAGGAAGAGAUCGAGGAGUACGACGCCAUCAGCUACUACAUGAACCCUCCCAGCAAGACCUCACCCUCCCCUCCCCCACAGGCCGGCGGCCAGGGCUUCGUGGUGAGAGAUGCACCAUGGAACGCCCAGGGAGGGAAGGGCAGACCCCCGAAGGAGAGGGAUGGCCACCCACCCCCGCCUGACACCACCAACACCAUGGACUUCCCCUCCAUUGGGAACUCGGUUGCACCCAAGACCACUGUCUGGGGUCACAGGCGUUGAACAGUACCCCUCCCCCUCCCCUAGCUUAGUUAGCAAGUUAACCCUACCUUUAUUGCCUACCAUAUAAGAAACAAUACUAACUACUUGCCAUCCCAUUACCACGCGCAAUACAGUCCUGAUAAAUACAAUACCGCAGUUUUUGCUAGAGUUUUCUGCGGCGUUUAUUACAUUACUUGAGCAGUUUUGCAGUGGCGUGUUCUGGUCACGCCAUUUUCUUUGCUUGUACACGUUAGGAGUAGUAUAUUUCUAGUAUGUCACACAACCGCAGACUGUCCCCCAGGCCUCGUCUGUGUCUUAGCGUUGUGUCUCUGGUUGUUUUGAUAAUCUAGUAAUGCCAAGUAACUCGCCCUAAAGUAAACAGUUUUGUCCUCGGUGUUGGGUAAAACUUUUUCAAAAAAUCCCCUAAAAAUAUCGUCAAACCUGGCGAAACGAAUUCUAAAAUUGCAUUCGCAAUGACAAACUAGAGAAAUUAUUUUUUGACUGAUUUUAAAGCUGGUAUGCAAUCAGUUUUUAGGAUUCGAAUGAAUCCGCAAUUGUGAACUAGCUUUGACCGGCCAUGCCUAGAUUUACGGACAAGGCAUUUUAAUCACGUGGUCAUGUCAAGAAUGUCUAAAAGAAAUAAAUACAACCUUUUAAA